Dermacentor albipictus is the source of this 2633-nucleotide messenger RNA. RefSeq lists its product as uncharacterized. The record is from RefSeq and is a predicted model, not a curated record. Gene Ontology annotation, cellular component: membrane. Lineage: Eukaryota; Metazoa; Arthropoda; Arachnida; Ixodida; Ixodidae.
AUGAAGAGGAUGAAGUUUAAUGGCGGUCAUUCGUGGCAGCAGAUGACAACACCAGCAGCGAGUGUAAGGACAGAGCACCAAUGCCCUCAGUGACCAUCGUUCGAGACGUCUUGGGGGAGCUGGACACGCGGGUGAUCUCGUGCCUCCACGUUUAAGCGCGGUGGACGUGCUGCUGCCGAGUGGCGGCCCAAACGCUCCUGUCACAUGUGCCCAGCUGCCCUGCUCGCGACACUGUCGCUGGCGCUGAGCGGCGGUGCCGCUUCGGCCGUCGCCGCCGCAGAGUUGUCGGGGUGCGCGUACGAGGGAGAGCGCAACGUGACGCUGUACACAGACGCCAGCUACAUGUACCUAUGGAACUACGUGGCCUCGAAGAUCACCGACUCGCUCACCGACGACGUCGAUACCGACAAGAUACUGGACGACAAGCUUUUCGACAUGCGGACGGGGCUGGCCAGCUUGGCGUCCCAACACCAGCCGCGGCUGAACAACGCGUGGUACGCGCUCACGACGCUCAUCGUGGUGGUGCUCGUCCUGCUUCCCAUCUUGGUGGUGUCACGCGUGUCCGUGUCGCGCAUGCAGUGCGGCUUCCUGCGCGGCCUGUUCGCGCCGCCGGCGCGGAAGGACAGCAUCACGUGGUACACCGCCGCCACGGCAGCGUUCGCGGCUCUCAUCACGUUGUUCUACAUUUUUCAAAUCUUUUCCUCACUUGGAGCGGAAAACGCUGUCGACAUCAUGCAGACCAAGACUUGGGAGAUAAGGAAGGACAUGCGCUCCUUUCUCAACAGCAUGAACUGUCGAUUCGACCAGUUUCUCGACGGCGACAUCAAGCCAACGCUAGAGACCGUCAAGGGCACCUUCGGUUCCGGAAUAAGCAGUUCGUUUCCGGAGCAGCUAGCAAGAGAAGUACGAAAAGUAAUAAGCAACACUCACCUCCAAGCCGUCUACAACACCAGCUUCCUCAACAUGAUACGCAGAACUAUCGCUGUCUAUGCGAAUAAGGAAGAAGUGGCUGCAAGUCUCAACAACCUCAUCGAUUCUGCGAACAAGACUGACCAUGAGAUCCAGGAGUUGUGGGCGCAGCUGGUUAGCCGCUUUGGCAGCCUCAAAUCUGAAGCCAGACGAGACGCUGUGGAACAAGUGAUCAAGAUACAGAAGAUAGCAGAGGCGGUGCAAGACAACGUCCGCAAAAAGAUAACGACGGCCAAGGACGUGCUUGUCACGCACGAGAUCGCCUACCCGGGCUUCUUGGGAAUGCGGACGGACCCCUUCCAGGCGGGCAGGCGGCGGCUGAGGCUGGUCACCUUCGUGACGUCCCUGGUCGUGGUCGUGUUCGUGUUGUCACUGGUGGUCACCAUCGCGCUCGGCAUCUCGAUGCGAAGCCCGGAGACGAUGCCCGCCGAGAAGAACAAGUUCUCGAACUUCGCCGGCCUGGCUAUCCUCUUUACAGCCUACGGCGCACUUCCUGCGUCGGCCGUGCUGCUCGUGAUUGGCCGGAACAUCAUGAACAUGAGCGUGGCUGCCCAGGCCUUCAUCUGCAACCCCUACUCGAGGAGAAAUCCCAGCCUCGUCGACCACAUACGCUUUGCCGCUGAACUGAACCGCAAGUACACUGCUCACAUUCUGGACUACCUCACUUAUCCGUCCAGCUUCGCAAAAUGUGCAAGCGCCCUCGAGAAGGCCAUCAGGACCGACAUAGAGCCCCUUGAACUAAUAGAUAUCGGACGAGUAAGGAGAAAGCUGCUUAGCGGGCCGUCAGCAACAGCGUACCGUCACAAGGACGCGGACUUGAACACUUUCAUGCAGUACGUGACUGACUUCAAGGCUUACGUGGACGAAGAGAGGCAACGCAUAAACAUCAUACCCGAAACAAGUAUAACCAAGUUUAUCGACUACAUCACGUUCAGUCUUGCCACCGGUGGUGACGCCUUGGCUGCGAAGAUGUCUGAGGUCAUCGAAAAGAGCUACCGGAACAUUGUGAGAAAUAAGGUUCUGAGACUCGAAGCGGCAUUUUCUGGCGUCAGGACCAAUGCGAUCGCUGCUCUUGGACACUGCGAUGAGCUGAAACAGGCCUACGACUCCGGGGUGUCGCUUUUGUGCAACGUCAUCCUGUCAAACGCGAACGGCUUCUGGGUGGCGCUAGUCAUCAUCUCGCUUCUGCUAACCUGUGCCUCGUUCACGUCUAUGCGGCUCUCGAAGCAAUGUCUCAAGAUGAACAGGCGGGAACUGGCCGUCUCCGAGGGCGAGCCGGUGCGACACACCCUCAAGGAAAGCGGCCAAAAGAUUUCGUCCCGUAUCCGUCCGAAAGCCGUGACGGGCCGCGAGGAGUGCGGCGACUUUCGGGGUGCAACGUCACCGCCGGACGACGACCUGGACGUGACGGUCAUCGGCAGUGUCCAGAGCAACAGGUUCUACGGCGACAGCGUCGAAGCGGACCACGCGUUCCGCGCCUAAAAAACUUUCGCGCUCUGUUCUCACCUGCCUUUAACACACAUCCCUCUUCCCACUUUUUUCAUUUUUUUUUCAUUUCAUCAGAAGAUAACGCGCUCGACAGAAGAAACUCACCGAAAGUGCUUACCUCAUGUUACAUCAUGUGCCCUGAAGAGUGCUUCCAAUAAAGUAACUGUUCCGCAUUG